Molecule: messenger RNA, 13649 nt
Organism: Dermochelys coriacea (leatherback sea turtle)
Lineage: Eukaryota; Metazoa; Chordata; Testudines; Dermochelyidae
Gene: COL7A1
Product: collagen type VII alpha 1 chain
Exons: 122
Coding region: 377-9871 (3164 amino acids)
Molecular function (GO): protein binding; serine-type endopeptidase inhibitor activity
Source: RefSeq, a predicted model, not a curated record
UAGUACAUAUCGUGGCAUUGUAUGGAUUCUUGCACCUUCCUCUGAAGCAUCUGGUACUGGCUUUUGCUGGAGACAGGAAACUGGCCUAGAUGAGCUAAUCAGUCUGAUCUACCGUGACUAGGGCUACAGAACACUUGAUGCUCCUAGUUGUGAGUACCUGAAGUGCUUAAGUACUGCAGGGGUGCGAGCACCGUGGAAAUACCUAGUGAAGUAGACACUGGUCUGGACGGACUGUUGUUCUGACUGGGUAUGGGAGAGAAGGGGAGACAGGAUUGUUCUGGUGGGGUAACUUUGAUUACAUUUUAUUUUAGCAUUAGCCCAAGAGGCCCCAGGCUGGGUUAGCUCAUGAGAGCCAGGGAUUUACACCAGAAGCAGAAUGGAUCCAGUCUCUCUUGUUGGGAUUUGUCUUAGAAAAGUUGCUGGUUGUGUCUCACUGAGUGACUUCCCUGUGCCUGGAUUGAAAAUGCAGCUGGAUAAUGUUAUGACGAUACAUAAGGAUCCCAUGAUGAGAGGGUGGAUCCUGCUUCUCGCUCUGCUCCUAGCUCCAGCAGCAGUUACGGCACAAAAAAGAAACCAAGGGACAUGCAUCAAUGUCUAUGCGGCCGACAUCGUGUUCCUGGUGGAUGGAUCCUCCAGCAUCGGGAGGGCCAACUUCCGCAUGAUCCGAGCCUUCAUGGAGGACCUGGUCAGGCCCUUUGUCCACGUGGUUGGUGAGAGCGCGGUGCGAUUCGGGGCAGUGCAGUACAGCGACGACCCCAGGGUCGAGUUCACGUUCUCGCGGCAUCCCAAUGGGACGGAGGUGAAGAGGGCCAUCCAGCAGCUGAGCUACAAGGGCGGGAAUACACGCACAGGUGCUGGCCUCCGGUACAUCGCUGACAACUUCUUUGGGCCCACUCAGAUCCGGGCCGGGGUCCCAAAGGUCUGCAUCCUCAUCACAGAUGGCAAGUCUCAAGAUGACACUGAGCAGCCAUCUGUGAAGCUGAAGGCUCAGGGCACUAAGGUCUUUGCUGUGGGGAUCAAGAAUGCAGACAGCGCGGAGCUCACGAGUGUGGCCUCCACUCCCACAGAGGACUACUUCUUCUACGUCAAUGACUUUAAGAUCCUGGGCACCCUGCUGCCGCUGGUGUCUCAGAGGGUGUGUGCCAGCACCGGAGGGGUCCUGCAGACGGGUCCGCGGGUGUACAACAGUCCGUCCAAUCUGGUCUUCGUGGAGCAGGCGGUCAACAUGCUGAGGAUCCGCUGGACUGCGGCGGGUGGCCCGGUCACAGGCUACAAAGUCCAGUAUGUGCCGCUCACAGGCUUGGGGCAGCAAGUGACAGCAGAGAUGCAAGAGGUCAACCUGAGCCCCGGGGAGACGAGUGCUGUGCUGAGCCCGCUGACAGGAGGGACGGAUUAUCUGGUCACUGUCAUCGCCCAGUAUGCCAACAGCAUUGGCGAGUCGGUCUCUGGCAAAGGACGCACUGGGGCCCUGUCUGGAGUGUCGAAUUUCCGAGUGGUGGACGCUGGGCCGUCCUUCCUCAGACUGGCCUGGGGAGCUGCCUUGGAGAACUUGCAGGGAUACCGGAUCACCUACAUGGCCCGAGGUGAGGCUCAAGCGGAAGAGAUGAGCCUGGGGGCGAACGCUGUGUCCGUCACACUCAGCAAUCUGCGCCCCAAUACUGACUACAUGGUCACACUUCAGCCUAUUUCUCAGCGGCAGACUGCAGCGCCGGCCCAGCUAACCGGCCGAACCCUGCGUUUGGAAGGGGUGCAGCAGCUGUCAGUUCAGAACAUCUCCCAGCAGAGCAUGCUGGUGACCUGGCGGGGUGUGAGUGGAGCUACUGGAUACCGGGUCUCCUGGGGGCUCCCCUCAGGCCAGGACAUUCGGAAAUUUGAUGUGGAUGCCAGCAAGAAUUCCUACCUGCUGACAGGGCUGCAACCAGACACAGAUUACCUGCUGACGGUCACUUCACUCUACGGGCAAGUGGAGGGGCCCCCAGCCUCUAUUAGGAGAAGAACAGAAACAGGCAUAGUCCAGUCCCUGAGGACUGUCAUUCUGGGCCCAACUUCCAUACAGGUGGCCUGGAACAUUAUCCGCGAUGCCCGUGGUUACCGGCUGGAGUGGAGAAGAGCAACAGGUGCUGAGCCCCGACAGACUGUGUCCCUGCCCACCAACAUCAACAGCUACCAGCUCGCUGGCCUGCAGCCGGCCACAGACUAUCGCAUCACCCUAUACACCCUGUAUGAAGGGAAGGAGGUGGCCACACCUGUAACCAUCUCCCAGACAGGAGCAGAGCCCCCAGUGGGCAGCAUUUCUGACCUGCGGGUCAUUGAUACUGUGGGGAAGAGGAUCCGGCUGGCCUGGACUGGGGUCCCAGGUGCCACUGAGUACAAGAUUGUGCUGCGCAGCUCCCAGGAUGGCACUGACAGGACCAGGCAGAUCCCAGGCACCCAGACCAUGCUGGAGCUCGAGGACCUGAGAGAGGAGGUCACCUAUGUAGUGCGUGUGUCAGCCCUGAUUGGCAGGCGUGAAGGCAGUGCCGUCCCCAUCAGUGUCCGGAUCGAGCCGUCAGUGAGCAGCGUGUCCAACCUGCAAGUGGUGCCUGUGGGUGUGGGCCGUGUGCGGCUUCUGUGGAGUGCCAUACCCAGGGCCACUGAGUACAAGUUGGUGAUCACCAACAGGCAGGAUGGCUCAGAGGAGACCAGGCGCAUCCCCGGCAACCGGAAUUUCUUUGAGCUGCAGGAUUUGAACGAAAGAGUCACAUACCUGGUGCAGGUGACAACCCUGGUGGGCAGCCAGGAGAGUGACCCUGCCACUAUCACUGUCCAACUGGAUCCCCCAUCUGUGGGCAGCGUCACCAACCUGCGGGUGGCUGAGAUCAGACCCAACCGGCUGAGGGUCACUUGGAGUGGGCUCCCUGGGGCGAGUGGCUACAAGUUGGCAUGGCGGGCGAGUGAUGGCCAGGAGAUCUCCCGGGUCCUGCCAGCCGACAGGACCUCCUUCAGCAUUGAGGAGCUGCAGGCUGGGGCCGUCUAUGUCAUUGGGGUCUCGACCCUGGUUGGCAGCAGGGAAGGCAGCCCUGUCACCAUUGCGGCUAGAACAGCUCCGGAGCAGGUGGGGAUGGUCUCCAGCCUCAGGAUCCUCUCGUCCAGGAGCAAUGUUGUCCGGGUCACCUGGGUUGGAGUGCCUGGAGCAACAGCCUACAAGGUGGUGUGGAGCCGUCGAGAUGGGGGCUCCGAGUCGAGCGAGGUGGUUUCUGGUGACACCAGCUCCUUUGACAUUCUCAACCUGGAGGGUGGGGUCAGCUACACCGUGAAGGUCACAGCACUGAUUGGCAACCGCGAGGGUGACCCUGUCUCCAUCAUCGUCACCACACCGGCAGAGGUGGCCCCAGCUCAGCCUGUGGGGAAUCUGCGGGUGAUUGACUCCUCGGAGCAGCGCAUUCGCCUCACCUGGAGCUCGGCGCCGGGCAGCACCGGGUACCGCCUGAGCUGGAGGCCAGCAGAUGGAGGGCCGGAGAGGAGCCAGCUGCUCGCCCCCAAUGUCAACUCCUACGACAUCGAAGGCCUGGAGGCGGGAAAGCGCUAUGAGAUCCGGAUCACCAGCCUGGUGGGCAGCCAGGAGAGCGAGACUGUGGGCAUUGCUGCCAACACUGCACCUCUGGGCCGAGUCACCAGUUUCCGGGUGACGGAGACCCGAGAUGAUUCUGUGACCUUGGCCUGGACUCCGGCUCCAGGGGCCACUGGCUACCUCCUCACCUGGAAGCUACCCCAAGAGGGAGGCGAGACACAGAGGACACUGCACGGGUCAGCAACUUCCCACCAGGUGUCGGGGCUGCAGCUGGGGCACAGAUACCUCUUCACCAUCCGGCCGCUGUUUGGGAGCGCCAGGGGCGUGGAGUCCACCCUCACCGACCGCACAGUUUGCAGGGAUGCUCGUGGUGACAUCAUCUUCCUAGUGCAUGGCACCCGGGACAGUGCCUACAGCGCCGAGGCCGUCCGUGCCCUGCUCUCCAACACCGUCUCAGCGCUGGGCCAGCUGGGUCCUGAUGCCGCCCAGGUGGGCCUGGUGAUCUACAGCUACCGCAGCGUCCCGUGGGUCCUGCUGAAUCGCUCCAGUGACCUGGACACUGUCCUGGAGCGGAUCCGCACCAUGCGCUACGAGGAGCCCAGCGGCAACGCUCUGGGAGCUGCCAUCAACUUUGCCAGGACCUACAUGCUGAGCCGCAGUGCAGGGCGCCGGCCUGGUGUGCCAGGGGUGCUGGUGGUGCUGGCAGACAGCCCCUCUGGUGACGAUGCCAUUGGGCCGGCCAGGGAGAUCAAGGCGGCAGGGAUCCAGGUGCUGGCGGUGGGCAUGGACGGGGCGGAUCGCGAGCAGCUGCGCCGCAUUGUCACCAGUGAAGACCCGCGCCAUGUUUUCUAUGCCAAGGAUUCGAGGGCCGGCCUGUCAGAGCUGGAGGACAGGCUCGCCAGCACCCUCUGCAGGGUGACUGUCAUGGACAGGCUGGAGCCCUGCACGGUGCAGUGUCCCAAGGGUGAGAAGGGGGAGCCUGGCCUGAUUGGGCAGAAAGGACGUGUGGGGCAGCCUGGCCCCCCUGGAGACCCGGGCCUCAAUGGGCUUCCAGGCCCCCCAGGACCAAUGGGGCCCCCGGGUGCCCCAGGCGAGAUCAUCGAGCGGCCUGGCGAGAAGGGGGACAGAGGAUUCCCAGGAGCGGAUGGGAUCCCAGGAAGCCCUGGUCGCCCUGGCAACUCUGGCUCCCCUGGCCAGCCGGGUAGACAAGGCAUUCCUGGCCUCAGAGGGCCCCUGGGGGACCAGGGCCCAGUGGGGCCUCCCGGGCUGCGGGGAGAGAAAGGCGAGCCGGGAGAUCCAGGGGUGAUUGUGAACGGAGGAGGGAGGCUGCCUGGCCGGAAAGGGGAGCCUGGGAGUCCGGGAAAUCCUGGCCUGCCUGGGAACCCUGGGCCUAGAGGAGCAGUCGGUGAUCCAGGACCUCCUGGGCCCAUUGGACCUCCAGGGCUGUCAGGACCUCCCGGAGAGUUUGUGAAGGGGUCAAAAGGCGAGCGAGGAGAGCGGGGCCCCCCAGGGCUGAUUGAUGGGGUAACUCCUGGAGGAGAGCCAGGCACCCCGGGCUUGCCUGGCGAUCCUGGGCCCCGGGGACCUCCUGGGCCCCCAGGACAGAAAGGAGACAAGGGUGAUGGGGAAGAAGGCUUUCCAGGGCCGCCGGGUCGCCCAGGGGACCCAGGAGAUCGGGGCCCGAGAGGACCUCCAGGUGAACAAGGAAGCAAGGGAGACCGUGGGCAGCCGGGAGAGCUCGGAGAAGCAGGGGAGAAGGGUGAUCGCGGACUCCCUGGGCCGGAAGGGACGAAGGGGGAGCCGGGAUCCCCAGGCCGCCUGGGUCCAGCAGGCAGAGAGGGAUUGCCAGGACCGUCCGGCCCACGAGGGGAAAAGGGGGAUCAAGGUGCUCCUGGGGAACCUGGAAAGCCGGCUUCCAGCGUCUCUGGGGUCAAAGGAGAGAAGGGUGACAGAGGCCCUGCAGGAGCAGAGGGGGCCCCGGGUCCCAGGGGAGAUGCAGGAGAUAAAGGAGCCCGCGGCCCCCCUGGAUUCAGUGUCCCUGGCCCACCUGGCCCCAAAGGAGAACAGGGCGACAGGGGGAUUGUCGGUCUCACUGGCAAGAGUGGCCCAAAGGGUGACCCAGGGGAACCCGGUGAGAAGGGGGAGCUGGGGAGACCAGGAGCUCCAGGGCAGAUGGGCCUGCGAGGGAAGGAGGGUGAACGUGGUGAGAAGGGUGAUGAAGGGACCCUGGGAGAGCCGGGUCAGCCAGGCAAAGCUGGAGACCGGGGCCCCCGGGGCCUACCAGGAAACCGUGGCCUCCCCGGGGAGAAGGGUGACCAGGGAGACCCAGGCGAUGAUGGCAGAAAUGGCAGUCCUGGAGUACCAGGGGCCAAGGGCGACCGCGGGGAACCGGGGAUGCCUGGACCCCCAGGACGAAUUGUCGAUUCGGGAGCUGGAGGAGGAAUUGGAGAGAGAGGCGAGAAGGGGGAGCCAGGGGACCCUGGAGAGGAUGGGAUGAAGGGUGCGAAGGGCGAGGCCGGGGUACCUGGCCUGCCUGGAGAGAAGGGUAUCGAAGGCCCCAGAGGCCCCCCCGGAGCUCGGGGUGACCCUGGAGACCGAGGCCAAUCAGGAGACAAGGGAGACAGAGGCCCUCCAGGGCUGGAUGGCCGGAACGGGUUGGAUGGCAAACCUGGGCAAAUGGGCCCCGCGGGGCAAAGGGGUGACCCAGGCAAGCAGGGUGAUCCUGGCCGAGAUGGGCUGCCAGGCCUACGAGGGGAGCAAGGUGCCCCAGGAGCCAUUGGCCCCCCGGGACCACCAGGCUUGGCUGGCAAACCCGGAGACGAUGGCAAACCUGGCCUGAAAGGGAAUAAUGGAGAAGAUGGGACUCCAGGAGAAGAUGGAAGGAAGGGGGACAAAGGAGAAGCUGGAGCCCCUGGCAGAGAUGGUCAAGAAGGCCCCAAGGGCGAGCGAGGAGACCGUGGGGCACCAGGCCCCUUGGGACCUCCUGGUGUCCCUGGUGUACCAGGGCAGGUUGGACCCCCAGGCCAGGGUGCUCCAGGCCUCGCCGGGGUGGCUGGACAAAAGGGUGACCGAGGAGAGGCUGGAUCCAAAGGAGAACAGGGCAGACCCGGGGAUCCUGGACAGCGUGGUGAGCCCGGGACGGUUUCGAACGUUGAACGUGCUCUGGAAGCCUAUGGGAUUAAGAUUGCCUCGCUCAGAGAGAUCACUGGAGCCUAUGACGGGAGCACUGAUCCAUUCCUGCCCUACCCUGACCGCCGGAGAGGCCAAAAGGGCGACAGGGGUGACCCAGGGGAGAGGGGACCUCCAGGCAAAGAGGGCAUGAUGGGCUUUCCUGGAGAGAAAGGGCCCAAGGGCGACAAAGGAGACCAAGGCCCUGCUGGCCCUCAAGGCCCCAUGGGACGUGCUAUUGGAGAGCGAGGUCCAGAGGGGCCACCUGGCCAGGCAGGGGAGCCUGGCAAGCCUGGAAUCCCAGGGGUGCCAGGCCGGGCCGGGGAGCUCGGAGAGGCUGGCAGGCCUGGCGAGAAGGGCGAUCGGGGCGAGAAGGGAGAUCGUGGAGAGCCGGGCAGAGAUGGUGUGCAGGGUCCUCCAGGGCCCCCGGGACCCAAGGCAGAUGUGGUGGAAGGGAGCCUCUCUGGUCUUCCAGGGGAGCGUGGACCCACAGGACCCAAAGGAGCCAAGGGAGAGCCUGCUGUGGAUGGCGAGAGAGGACCCAAAGGAGAUAAGGGUGAACCUGGGCAGAAGGGGGAGAGAGGAGAAGCUGGCGAGAAAGGCAGGGGUGGCAGCCCGGGCCUCCCAGGAGAAAGAGGGCUUGCUGGGCCAGAAGGGAAACCGGGUAUGCCAGGCUUUCCCGGAGUUCUAGGCCGACCGGGCAACCAGGGAGAUCCAGGGCCACCAGGCUCAGCUGGGCUUGUUGGACCACCUGGCGCUCAGGGCCCACCUGGAAUAAAGGGAGAUGUGGGUGAGCCUGGCUCCAGCAUUCGGGGUUUGCCUGGGCCCCAGGGGAGUGUCGGCCUUCCAGGCCCCUCAGGGCCCCCUGGCCUUGUGGGACCGCAGGGCGCCCAAGGAUUGCCAGGACAAGUGGGUGAGACUGGAAAGCCUGGAGUGCCGGGGAGAGAUGGAGUGCCAGGGAAGGAGGGAGAACCAGGGCUGCCUGGAAAAAUGGGUGUGCCAGGACCCGCAGGCCCUGCCGGACCUAAAGGAGAGCCAGGGGACGCCGGGCUCCCAGGACAGGCGAUUGUCGGUCCUCCUGGGAUGAAAGGCGAGAAGGGUGCCCCCGGAGAGAUUGAAGGGAACCUGCUGGGUGAACCGGGUGCCAAGGGCGAGCGAGGCUUACCGGGCCCCAGGGGAGAUAAGGGGGAGCCUGGAAGACCGGGGGAGCCUGGAGACCCUGGGGAAGAUGGAGCCAAAGGAUCCCCUGGAAUCAAAGGGGAAAAGGGUUCAGUUGGCAUUGGCCUGCCGGGACCCCCUGGACAAGAUGGGCCUCAAGGUUUGAAGGGCGACACUGGCUUACCUGGCCCACCAGGAUCCCCGGGCUUGCCAGGCAUCGCAGGGACCCCCGGCCAGCCAGGUCUGAGGGCAGAAAAUGGACAGCCAGGCCCACCAGGACCUCCAGGAGAGAGGGGUUUGAUUGGCUUCCCUGGAAGAGACGGUACCUCUGGAUCACCAGGGCCCCCAGGGCCCCCAGGUCCAGCGGGGGCACAAGGCAUCCCAGGACUGAAGGGUGACAAGGGGAACGUGGGGGCUGGACAGCCGGGCCCUAGAGGCGAGCGAGGAGACCCUGGGCCACGGGGUGAAGACGGGCGCCCAGGGCUGGAGGGAGAUCGUGGGCCUGCGGGGCCUCCCGGAAACCGAGGGGAGCGAGGCGACAAAGGAGACAUUGGAGCUAUGGGGCCCAAAGGAGAUAAGGGUGAUACUGUCAUUGUGGAGGGGCCAGCUGGAGUCCGGGGGAGCAAGGGGGAGCCGGGAGACCGCGGCCUGAAGGGGAUGGAAGGGGAGAAAGGCGACAAGGGUGACCCGGGCCACCCAGGAGAGAAGGGAGGAAGAGGCGAACAAGGGGAGAAGGGCUCUACAGGCUUCCCAGGAGCACGCGGCCCUGGGGGCCAGAAGGGUGAAGUUGGUGAAUCGGGAGACCCCGGAGAGUCGGGCCUGCCAGGAAAGGAUGGAAUCCCAGGAGCAAGAGGGGAGAAAGGGGACAUGGGGCCACUAGGAAUGCGAGGCCCUAAAGGGGAUCGGGGACCGAAAGGCGCCUGUGGCCAGGAUGGAGAUAAGGGGGGGAAGGGGGAUCCGGGGAUUCCAGGCCGAAUGGGACUUCCAGGAAGGAAGGGUGAGCUGGGAGAGCUGGGCAUGCCUGGAACCCCAGGAAUCCCCGGGAAAGAAGGUCUCAUGGGACCCAAGGGUGACAGGGGAUUUGAUGGUCAGCAGGGAGCCAAAGGAGACCAGGGAGAGAAAGGAGACCGGGGUGCUCCAGGCAUUAUUGGCUCCCCAGGCCCUAGGGGCAAUGAUGGAGUACCUGGCCCACCCGGCCCACCAGGUAGCGUUGGCCCUAAGGGCCCUGAGGGGAUUCAAGGGCAGAAGGGUGAAAGAGGCCCCCCAGGGGAGUCGACUGUAGGGACCCGAGGCAUCCCUGGGAUUCCAGGAGAGAGAGGAGAUCAGGGGAAUCCAGGACUCGAAGGCUUGAGAGGAGAGAAGGGGGACCCUGGCAUGACGGAACAAGAGAUCCGCGCAUUUGUCAGACAGGAAAUGAGUCAGCACUGCGCUUGCGGCGGGCAGUUCUCCUCUUCUGAACCACGAGGAUGGGGGACACAUGCAAGGAACAGACAUAAAUCUUCCAGGAGAGGAAGAAGAAAUACCAGAGGAAAUCAGGAUCACGGCAGAACAGGUCUUCUCCCCAACUAUCCAUCCACCCAACCAUUCCUGUCUGUUAAUGCUCAUCUAGUCCCUGUGCUUAAGUUAUCACACGCUGAAGAAGAGGAGGGGCAUGAGGUGCAUGUUGUGAACACAAAUGACCCUGAGUACGAGCAUGUCUACGCAAUGGAGGACUAUGAAGAGAGCCUGGAAGCUGAUGGGACAGAGAGCACCAUGCUGAGUGAUGCUGACCCAUGCAGCUUGCCCUUGGACGAGGGAAACUGCAGCAGAUUCACACUCAGGUGGUAUUAUAACCAAAAAGUGGCAGAGUGCCGGCCUUUCAUCUACAGCGGCUGCAGGGGGAACCUCAACCGUUUCUACACCAAGGAGGACUGUGAUCUCCAAUGCAGGCACCAGGCAGAUUCAGAUGCCCAAAUUGCUGCUGAUAACAUAUCAGAUGAGAAGAGGAAUGCGUAAACUGCCCUGUUUUAGUGGGGUUUUCCUGUCCGGGGGGGAAACUGACCAAAGGGAGAGAAGACCCCACCUGCCCUCAGAGUGAAAGACUCUUACACGCUCCUACAGGGGAACCUACCCUGGGCCUGCCCCAGGUCCUGGACACACAUGGUGUGUUUGAUCUGAGACUCUCCUUGUUGCCAUCUCCGCUCCCUGCAGCGUUGCCCUGCAUGCCAGCUUGCCGGAGCAGAGACGUGGUGCUAUUUCAUAAUGAGUAUUUGUGUUGCUCUUGGUUUUACUUUUUUUUAUUAUUUUUAAAUUAAGGUGAAAUUUUUAUCAAAUGGAAAAAAAUAGCUGUAACCUCUUUAAAAAGCCAACAGUUCUGAAUUAGAGCUUUUUAACUUAUUUGAUGCUGACUAAGAACACACAGAAUGCAUUAGCCAGAUCAAACCUGUUCGUAUUGCCACUUGCUUUAUUUCUGGUUCACAGGCCUGUGGGCCACUGCUUGUGAAAUGGACUAGCCAGCUUGAAUGUCUCCUAGCCAGACUGCUCAUGUGCAAUUGGCAACCCACUCACUCAGUGAGCAGAGCUGUGAAUGGCAGCAUAAAGGCAUAAAGCCCUGGAUUCAGUGCCAAAGUUUGCAUGAUGCCAGUUCUCCAAAAGGAUAAAAUCUUCUUGGUUUCUGCCUGGAAACUGCCCCCUCCCAUCACCCAGGCACUGGAAAUGCUCCUUCGUGGCUUGUAAUGCUGUGCAUUCUUUUCUCUUGCUGUUUGUCUUUUGGGGGGGGCUGUUGGCAAUUCUGCCCUUGGGGCUGCCAAAGGAAUAGAAAAUACAGGCUGCCCUCCUCUGCUGGCAUAUCCCAGCCAAUUGGACUGUAUCAGAGAGUAGGAAACACAACCCAGUUGGGCAGCCCUUGAAUCUUAGAGAUGCAAUCUUACGGCUUGGAAGAAACUGGCCAGGUGUCAGUUCUCCUCAAGCCCCAGCUAGAGCCUGAGCCAGAAGGGACCUUCUCUCUAGGCAAUUCCACCAUUCUUAGCCUAACUCUUUUCUUAGCUCCAUGCUUGGAAGCCCUCGCAGACAAGCACGUGGCAAAUAGCAAAAUGUGGUUUACAGCUUGGCAGCAGAGAUCAGCCUCUCUCUCCUGGUUCAUGCAUUUCCCUCUGGAUACCUAAGAAAUCUGUUCUGCUCCAAAACAGCAUUUCCCUCUGGAUCCCCAAGAAAUCUGUUCUGCUCCAGAACAGCAUUUGCCAAAGGAAAAGACCUGGUUGGUAUCUCAGAUCUCCAUGCUCCGGUAGGACCAGACUGUUUGCACACUCCAUUUGCCAUCAUCAAAAAAAAAACAUUUUAUAGUAACUAGGCUUGUUAAAGGCACUUUCCUGCUGGCCUCCACCAAAUCCUGGAUGUUAGCUACAUCUCCCAUGUGCUACUCCCCUGCACUGUAUGCUGCUUGAUGCCUACAAACAUUCAGUUGGUAUAAAACAGCUGGGAAAUGCAAUUCACACCUGGCCUGGACCUCCAGUGCAAUUUUGUGCUCAGGCAAAGGUGAUUUUACAGAGGUCCCUCGGAAUAUCCAAGACCUCCAAUUAAAGAAAAGAAAUCAGGAUAUUGUAAAAAUUAAUUUUGGAUUCCAGAAAAACUCUAGUCAGGACCAUUUGCAAAUUUGACAUCAUGUAGAGACUUGGGAUUUGGAAAAUCAUGUUUUUUAUUUAAUUACUAAUUGAAGUAACCUCUCAAGUUCCAGGCGGGGGCUCCACAGGGGGUAAAGGCUGUAACAUCUGUGCUUGUUAUGCCACUGGGGGAGGCAUAGGCAGCUGUGAAAGAGCAACAGAUCUGUUAAAGGAAACAUUCCCCACCUCCCCCCAAAAUAAAUUUCAUUUGAAGAAGUUUCACCUUAAUCCUGAACAGUAACCAAUAUUCUCAAGCAAGAGUGACAGCAUUGGAAGAAACCCAAACUUUAAGUGUACAUGUGUGUGUAGAUUUGUCUGUAUGAUGCACAUUGAUCCACACUCAUUUUAACAAUGCUUUUCUUUAACCUAGUGGUGCUGAACCUUGUUAUGAGAAUAAUCAGGGAAACAAUGAGGAUGGUGCUAUGCUAUUGUAAGUUCCUGCCAUAAUACGGCAUUUUAAAAAGCUUUGUAAAGACUUGUUUGCAAUCCCGGUUUUAUACCAUCGCCCUUUUCCCCACCCAAAACACUGUGCCCACAGUUGGACAUACUCACACUCUCUUUCAGUUAUGUAAAGUGUCAAUACAAACCUCCCAUCUUUACACAGCUGUUCUGAAAAGGGAAACGAGGGUAACUGUCACAUCUGAAACCAUGCCAAUGUGUGGGUGUAUAUAUGAUAUCUAUAUAUUGCUGCAGAGUGUGUGUGUGUGUGUGUGUGUGUGUGUGUGUGUAUACAGCAUGUGUCUGUGUGUCUGAAUGCAAGGGAGGUGUCAUUUAAAGUUGCAGUAAUUUGAAUCUGAUGCGGUUAUUGUAAUGAUAGCUAGUGAGGGAACAUCCUGGGCUAAGACACAGGCACAGAGAGAUUUCACUGGCUGGACAGAAGUUAGGGAGCAACAUUGUGACUCUAAAAGAUUGUUUCUGUAGUCAUCAGGUCAUGUUCCUGUGGAGUGGCUUGCAACAGGUGUAGUUGAGGGAAAUGUGACUGGUGUUUCAAGUGCCUGGCUUUGUGUGGCGGGACAGACUUGCUGUUGAACAGUACAGAGUAAGAACUGUGCCUGGGAAGACAUGCGUAUGCAGCACUGUUGUGAUCUCAGUGCAUUUACUGUAGCUCUCCAUUUUGAUUACAGUUCAGAUCCUUACUAAAGACGACUACUGUAUUUUCUGGUCAUGGCCCAUAUACCCUAGUAACGCUAAUACCAAUUGGCUUGGUGAGGCCAUUAUUUGUGAUAUUCUUUUAAUAAGAGAGCACAAUUCUGAGGUCUUGGCUCCUGACACAGUCCUAAGUAAUCAGCAGUAUCUUAGAGUUGCUGAUGUGUCAUGUCGCCGGCCCAGCUGGCUGGAAUUGUGCUGUGAGGCUUUCAGCAACCUCCUCUGAAUUUGUCAGGCUUGGAUCUUCAAAGCAUGGGUGUGAGUGAGAGGCCCCCUGUUAUAGUAAUGGGCACUAAAACAUCUGACUCAGCUGAGGACAGACCUUCUUCCAGCCUGCAUGUAUUGCUCACUCCCGUGGGAUGCCUGGGUCAGUGCCCAGUGCUUUCACAGGUAUCCAGCACUGUGCGAUGUUUCCAUUGUCGUUCUUGCACAAUCUUACAGCUUUUCCACAAAGGUCCCUUGGAAAUGGAGAACCACCAUCCUCCUUACAUCUGGGCCCAUGUGGCCUUGCUGUAGAUCAUUACUAAAGAUAAACGUAACUUAUCAGCAUGUUCCCUGCAUCUUUUUUGGGGACGUGUUUGUCAGCAUCCAGCGGUGAGUUUCACUUCCGUGUCACCUCUCAACAGCUGUGAAAGAGGCAAAAAUACCACCCCGCCUGGCAGUGACUUUAGGAAGAUUUGUCUGGAUAGAUUCAGAGAAUGGUCACUACAAUUCCAGCCUCCCACCCUCUGUUGCUUUUGUAGCUGCUCAAUCUGCUUGUGAUGUAAGCAAAGCAAGCAGCUCGCAACACCAUCCAGAGCGUGUUACAUUGUGUCACUCCAGUUGCUCAGGUACACACUGUACAAGGCUUGUCAUUGAGCCUGAUGUUGAACUAGUCCUGCAGAAUCUAGAUGCAAGUCAUGUUUGGUUGGUUUUUUUUUCUGUCAAGUGCCUCUUGUGACAUGUUGCAAAAACUCAAAAUCUGGGAAAUAAAAGUUUGUGAUACCUCA